This is a messenger RNA of Manihot esculenta (cassava), 4305 nucleotides long. RefSeq names its product calmodulin-interacting protein 111. The record is from RefSeq and is a predicted model, not a curated record. The transcript is spliced from 13 exons. Gene Ontology annotation, cellular component: chloroplast; cytoplasm. NCBI's taxonomy places the organism in Eukaryota, Viridiplantae, Streptophyta, Magnoliopsida, Malpighiales, Euphorbiaceae. Gene Ontology annotation, molecular function: ATP binding; ATP hydrolysis activity. Bases 399 to 3632 code for a protein of 1077 amino acids.
UUUAAUUUAUUAAAAAGUUAUCAUACCGUCUCUCAACUCUCAACGCAGCCGCCUGUCCCCUACCCUCCACCCACUCCGCCCCGUCUACUAUCCGUGAGCCAAUCUGACAUUCGUCCGCCGCUCCCGCUGGUACAGCCGCUCGCCUCCCCUCCCGCUGGUCGGCCCUCUGCUCUUUACGCUGUUAAAUCACUGCUGCGUCCGCUGGUCCACUCACGUUGCUGCUGCUCCUCGCUAAUCUAGUCUACGUCCUCAGUAACUGCAGCCCAUUGCUCCUCCCUUUGAGAGUUUCUUAUAUAUUUGUGCGACUGCUGGACAACCUUGAGUCCUCAUCUACUCUGCCAGACGUUUAAGCUUUCUGGUCUGAGUAGGUAUCUGUGCUCUAGAGAUUAAAGCUAGAAAUGCCUUCAAAGUCGAAGAAGAAUCCAAAGACAGCUUCAAGGCUUUCAAAUUUGGAUCAAUCUCCAUCUCCUCGAACACCAUCUUUGAUUUCUUCUACUGAUUUUGAAAUUAGCGAGCAGAAACUUAUCCAAUCUUUAGAAGAAGCAUCAAGCAGAUUUCCUUCCAUGAUUGGGAAAUCUGCUUUCAUUCGUCGAGUCGCUGAUGUUGUGCCCGAAUUAAGAGGAUGUAAAAUUUGGCUUUCAGAGUCUUCCAUGCUUGCUUCUUCCCUUUCCCCUGGUUCCAUUGUAUCGGUUUCUCUUGCUGCUUCAGAGAGAUGUGUUACAAAUGACCUUCCUCUCAGCUCAACAUCAGAUGAAUGUUCUAGGCAGUUUGAGUUCGAAUCUGUGGAUGAAACAGCUAACGACAUAGGAAACUACUUUGCUUUUGCUAGGGUUUUUCCUUCUAGUAAGGCUUUUAUUGAUGGAGUGCGGUUGUCUUCAAACCUUUAUUACACAAUGGGAUGUCCUGACUCAGGAAGGAUUGUAUUUAUUUACCCUAUACCAAAUCAAUUUCUAACUGGUCUGGCAAACGGGCAUAGUGUUGUACAAGAUAGAAAAGUAGAUGGUCUCACAGUUCAUAACUGCGAUGAAUUGCACUUGGAGCUGGUUCCUAUUAAGAAGAGAGCAAAACUGAACAGUGAUGUGAUUUCCAUAAUGAAUACAGUAGAAAAAACACAUGAACAUUCUGAAAAUGGGAAGAUUUCAUCCCCUGGGACACCUUUAUAUCGGCCAAACCUAAUCUCUACUAGUCCUAGUCAGUUAGCUUCAUCAAGAUGUGAAGAAGCAACAUCUAAUUUAUCCAGUCUAAAAACUACAUGUGCUAAUUCAUUCGAUAUCAAAGAGAUCUUAAAAGAUGAACGUUGCAAACAACUUCUGCAAGCUUGUGUUACUUCAUGGUUAUAUUCUCGUAUUUUAGUAUGUGGAAAUCUAGUGGCUAUCCCCAUACUAUCUGAGUUUUGCAUUUUCCGGGUCACAAGUUUGAAUAAAAUGCAGGGAGAAUGUACAAAUCAACAUAUGAUGGAAGAAAGAAGUCAUAGUAUGUAUCCUCAAUCUCAUGAAUCAGUAGUAAACAUGGAAGAUGCUUUUUCUAUAAAACAUGAAACAAAAGUAUAUUUACAUCUACCAAUAAAUUUGGCAACUGAAACUCCCCAGAAGAGCGACUUUUCAUUUGAGAAAAUUAAGCGUGAGGGUUUGAAAAACAUUUCAAAACAUGAUAUAUCAAAAUUAGGCGGUCUACAUAGAGAAUAUGCAGUUUUGAAGGACAUAAUUAUGUCAUCCAUGAAGAACUCUUUGUCAAGUCUUGGUUUACGACCAACAAAGGGAGUGCUUCUUCACGGCCCACCUGGCACAGGGAAGACCUCUUUGGCUCGAUUAUGUGCUCUUGAUGCUGGUGUCAACCUCUUCUCUGUGAGUGGACCUGAGAUGAUAAGUCAAUAUCAUGGAGAAAGUGAGCAAGCAAUUAAUGAAGUUUUUGAUUCAGCCAGUCGAGAUGCACCUGCUGUGGUUUUUAUUGAUGAGUUGGAUGCUAUUGCUCCUUCACGAAAAGAUGGAGGUGAAGAACUUUCUCAAAGAAUGGUAGCUACCUUGUUAAAUUUGAUGGAUGGGAUUAGUAGGACUGAUGGACUUCUUGUAAUUGCUGCUACAAACAGGCCUGACAGUAUUGAGCCUGCACUGAGACGGCCUGGAAGACUUGACAAAGAAAUUGAGAUAGGUGUUCCAUCUCCUAAGCAACGACUGGAUAUACUGAACACUCUUCUCAGUCAGAUGGAGCAUUCUCUUUCAGAAAUUGAGAUUCAAAACCUUGCUGUGGCUACACAUGGCUUUGUGGGCGCUGAUUUAGCUUCCCUCUGCAAUGAGGCAGCAUUGGUUUGUCUUAGACGUUACGCCAAGUCCAAAAAGUAUUAUGAUAAUUUGCAUUCUAAGGAGUUAUCCUUUGCAUAUGAAUCUCAGUGUGACAGUGUGAUAACAGAAGCUAGUUGCCUGGGUGAGAUGCAAGACAUUUGUACGGAUUCUGCAUCUUCAGGUCGUUUAGCUUUGCCUGUUUGCUUGGAGAGUUUAGAAUCAUCUUGCUCCAGUGGGACAGUUCCUGAAAUUUCAGAUAGCAAUGAGAAUGACAGUGGUUCUAGUUCUGAGGCAAUUGUAGUGGAAAAAGAAAAAAAUUUAGAAGUCACUCUUGAAGAUUUUGAGAAGGCCAGGAUGAAAGUGAGACCUAGUGCCAUGCGAGAGGUAAUACUUGAGGUUCCAAAAGUUAAUUGGGAAGAUGUAGGUGGUCAGAGGGAGGUAAAAGCUCAACUAAUGGAAGCAGUGGAAUGGCCUCAAAGACAUCAGGAUGCAUUCCUCCGCAUUGGUACUCGUCCCCCAACUGGGGUUUUAAUGUUUGGUCCUCCUGGUUGUAGCAAAACUCUCAUGGCUCGUGCAGUAGCUUCUGAAGCUGGACUAAAUUUCUUUGCAGUGAAGGGUCCGGAACUUUUUAGCAAAUGGGUUGGUGAAUCAGAGAAAGCUGUAAGGUCCCUCUUUGCUAAGGCCAGAGCUAAUGCCCCAUCAAUCAUAUUUUUUGAUGAAAUUGAUGGUCUUGCUGUUAUACGUGGGAAGGACAAUGAUGGAGUUUCAGUUUCUGAUAGAGUUAUGACUCAACUUCUUGUUGAAAUGGAUGGUUUGCAUCAAAGAGUUAAUGUUACUGUUAUUGCCGCUACAAAUCGUCCUGACAAGAUUGAUCUGGCCCUUUUGAGACCAGGACGCUUUGAUCGGCUGCUGUAUGUGGGACCUCCUAAUGGGACUGAUAGGGAAGAAAUAUUCCGCAUCCAUUUGCAUAAGAUUCCAUGUAGUUCAGAUGUCAGCAUAAAAGAGCUAGCUCAUCUUACUGAGGGCUGUACUGGGGCUGAUAUUUCAUUUAUCUGCCGUGAAGCAGCUAUCACAGCCAUUGAGGAGUGCAUUGAUGCUUCUGAAGUAACAAUGCAGCAUUUAAAGGCUGCAAUUAGACAAGUUCAGCCAUCAAAGAUUCAGUCUUAUCAGGACCUAUCAGCUAAAUUUCAAAGGCUGGUUCACUCUAAUCACAGACAUGAUGAAUUGCAGAUGCAAGAUAGCUCAACUGGAUCAAACUCGUCUCCCAUCUGGACCCUGAUAAAAUCGGCCAUGCAGUUCUUAUAUCACUUAAUGGCUCCAGGUUCAAAAUCUUCAAGUCAUGCUGCAAGCUAACACCAUUUCCCUUUCCCAAGUAUCAGUAGACAUGUACUUAAUUCCAGUGGAGUGGGGACUACCAAUUGCCCACCAUGAAGUGUUCUUCUGGUGGUUGAGCUCCAGAAUUCACAUGGCCCUACUAUAGUGGUGAAUAUCAUCAAUGCUUAAACAUAGCAUAUUUAUGAGAAAAAUAUAGCUACAAAUUUUUUAUGAGGUGGGGAUGAUGCAAAUAGAACUUCUUUAUGGAAACAAAACUAGUUUAGGAUUGAGGUUUUGUUGUUGUGUAGUGUGGGUUUUUGUCAAUUUGAGUGUGGGUUGUUCAUAAAAAGACUGAUUGAUCAUAACUAGUUUCGGAUUAGGGUUUAGUUGUGUAUCUUGGGUUUUUGUCAACUUGAGUGUAAGUUGUGCAUGAAAAGAUUUGAGUGAUCCUCAAAGUUCAGAUCUGAGUGUGCCAUAGCCAUACAAGACAAUUGCUGGUCCCAUAAUUCUGGUUUCAGUGUGAAUAGAACAGCUAGUACGGGCCUUUGAUGAUAUUAGAUGGUCCACAUUUAGUUUUCGCUAUGAUGAGUUCAUUUGAAAUUUCAGUUUACCAUGUUGAUUUUGACAGUUUCUGGAAAAUCUGGUGUUUGCCUCUAAGAGAUAUGAGAAUGGAUUUAUCUGGGAAAUGCCUAUUCUCUAAAUUCCUGGUUCA